Messenger RNA from Pezoporus occidentalis (night parrot), 2027 nucleotides. It is a transcript of the gene TSKU, whose product is annotated as tsukushi, small leucine rich proteoglycan. NCBI's taxonomy places the organism in Eukaryota, Metazoa, Chordata, Aves, Psittaciformes, Psittacidae. Bases 388 to 1446 code for a protein of 352 amino acids. The record is from RefSeq and is a predicted model, not a curated record. Gene Ontology annotation, cellular component: extracellular matrix. Gene Ontology annotation, molecular function: protein binding. The transcript is spliced from 3 exons.
CUGCAAGGACCCAGGGGAGCUCGGGUUGUCUCUGGGGCAAUUUGCAGGCUAAACUUGGCUGGCUGCUCGCCCUCGAAGCUGCAAAGGCAAAGUGGGUUCGUAUCUCCCAUCGACCUCUCAUAGGGCACAGCUUGUGUCCUUUUGUGACCCAUGGAAGCCAGUCCCUAUGCCGGGGAGGACAUGGGAAUGGGAGGUGCUUGCUCAUGUGUGGGUUAUAAAGGGCCCGGUGAGGUCCUGACCCGUGCUCAGCCGUUUCCUGUCUCACUCCAACACAGGAUCCCUCUCUGGAGGUGGUGGGGAUAAAGCAUCCUGUGUCGCCCCAUCCCUGCAGCGACAAGCAGCGUGUGCCAUCCCGGUGGAGACGGAGCUGGGAAAUAAAGGUCAACAAUGCAGUUCCUAGCCUGGUUCAGUUUGCUGCUUCUCCUUCCUUGUUGCAGUACCACCAAGACCUGCUUCCCCGGCUGCCACUGUGAAGUGGAAAGCUUUGGUCUCUUUGACAGCUUUAGCCUGACCAAGGUGGACUGCAGCGGGAUAGGCUCACACAUUGUUCCCGUCCCAAUCCCUCUGGAUACCUCCUACUUGGAUCUAUCAUCAAACAAACUGGAAACAAUCAAUGAAUCGAAGCUCACCGGCCCUGGAUACACCACCUUGGUGAGCCUUGACCUGAGCUACAAUAAGAUUGCCAAGAUUUCCUCCACAACCUUCUCCAGGCUUCGAUACCUGGAGUCCUUGGACCUGAGUCAUAACUCUUUGGAAGUCCUUCCGGAGGACUGUUUCUCCAGUUCUCCUUUGGGCGACAUAGAUUUGAGCAAUAACAAGCUCUCGGAUGUAGCGAUGGACAUUUUUGCUUCAAAAGGCCAAGGAAAACCCUUGAAUGUGGAUCUAUCCAAUAAUAUGCUCAGCACAAUUACGAGACACCGUGAAAAGAGCAUCCCAAAUAUCCAGAACUUGAAUCUUUCUGGGAACAGGCUGACGUCUGUGCCAAACCUUCAAGGCAUCCCUCUCCGGUACUUAAAUCUUGAUGGGAACCCCAUAGUCAAAGUUGAGAAAGGAGACUUCAUGGGGCUGAAAGAUCUGAUCCAUUUAUCCCUCAGUGGCCUGCAUGGCUUGGAAGAGUUCUCUCCUUAUAGCUUCAAGGAACUACCAGCCCUCCAAGUACUGGAUUUAUCCAACAAUCCCAACCUGAAGUCACUGACUGCUGAAGUGAUCUUUGGGCUGAACUCCCUACAAGAGCUCAACCUCUCCGGCACAGGCGUGUCGUCCUUGCCAAAGACUGUGCUGAAAUACCUGCCUUCCAUCAAAAGCAUCACCUUGGGGAAGAACAUACAGUGUCUUAAGACCAUCAAAGAAGGACAGUACCACCGACAAAUCGGGCUGACCAAAAAAGAGGUCCUCAGUUGCCACGAUAGCCACGGAUCCGUAGCAGCAGCACCUUACGUUUUGUGAUGAAAGCUGGGGAGAAGGUGGGGAAGGGAGGGUGGGGGGCCAUGGGGUUUGUACAGGAUCGGACUGAGAGGGUUUGCAGUGUGCCUUUUGUAAGACUGCCAAUAAUUUAUAUAUUUGUAUAAGCCAAUAUUUGAUUGUUUGUGGAUUUUAUAAACUCUCAAACCCUGGCUCACGUCAUCUGCAAUGCUCCAGUUUUUACCCUUGAGGUCCUGCACACAGCCCCUUGGCUCAAGAGUGGUGAUGCUGGAUAAUGGGGACCGAGCUGUUCUGCAGGUCCCAGGGCAGAACAAUAGGUCUGGAGCAACCUUUUGUGUCCCAAAACAAGGUCAUUUGUGUCCACACCAAAACAUACUGACUCUAUAGCUGCUUGCUUACAAACCCAUGCACCAUCCUUUUGUAUUAACUAUUACUCCCCAAGAAGUGCCUUCUGGAUGUCGCCUUCAUUAGCAGCACCCUGGUCCCUGUCAUGCACUUUCAGUCUUGAAGAAACCUUUCCAGACAAACCUGAACACAGGGUGCUCCUAAUGGGCUGGUUUUUACAUGUUAUUUGCAUGUGCGUGCAAUGACCAUUAAGACAAGAA